AUGUCAACCGCAGAGAAGGAGGAGGCGGCGAAAAGCCAACAACUAUAUGCUUGGAAAGCCCCGCUCACAAUGUGCCUCAGUAUGCUGGGCGGGGUCGGCUUUGCAGUCGGUCAUCACUGCUUCUACGGGAGCCUUGCUGGAACGCCGCCAUCAUCAGAGACCUACUACGACUUGGGCGGUGCUACCAGUCAGCAGCUCAAUAUUGCCCUUGGGACGCUGUUGGCUUCAAUGUCCAAGAUUCUCCUUAGCAUAGCCAUAUCCACGGCGCAAGAGCAACACGCGUGGAGUGUCCUCAAGGCCCGCCCUUCAAAGCUCCGAUCGAUUGACGAUGCUAGGCUCUGGAUGCUCUACCCAUUAUCCAUGUUCUUGUCGCUUCUCUUCUGGCUUCUACCGUUCGCUACUCUUCUCACUCCGGCGACACUAACUGUCAAGGCAGCUGUAGCAAGGGGCAUAAUAGUUGGACCGAUUUCCAGCAUCAGUUUCACCAGUGAGGCUUUUGCACGGCUCACAGAUGGUACACGUACCACAACCUACUCAGGGCCAAGUGAUGGAGUUAGAAGAGCAGCGAUCAGCUCACUUAUAUCAGGCACGAUCAUCCCGAUGGCCUCUAUCUACGGCAACGCCAGUUGGAAUCUGGAUUUCGAGGGCCCAGCCCUCCAAUGCUCUGCUCUGGAUGCAGAUGACGAGCUGCGUAUCAAUGUCACCAAAUCAGCAACUGAACGCUGUUCCGAUGGUUAUUGUUAUCGGUACAUAUCCUGGAUGCCGGAAUCAACUACAGACCUUUCACCAUUUUGGCCGGAGAAAAAGGAUUCCACCAGGGACACGGUUUCUGGGCCCCGAGAUGCCCCAAUAACCUUAUACGUUGUCGAAAACAACGACGAUGGGUUGUCUGACUCCAACAUGUUGGUUCUUGAUUCGUUCACGAAAUGUACCCUGUAUAGUGCUUCAUACCAGACAGAGUUCUCAUAUCGAUCCGGAGUUCAGGAGAUUAGCACCAUACCGAUAGCAAAUGAGCCCAGUGAACCUUGGCUUCAGAGUGUUGGUACCAUGUCGACCAAAACGUUCAACGAAGGCGUCGGAGUUCCCUUCCAAGCGGUAAUGGAUGCAUUUUCGUCUAUGCUAAUUGGAAGUGCCCUUAUCAAUCGCAAUAUUCAAGGUGCUCCGCGGAUAAUUCAGACGCAGGUGGGCAUAACAAAUCUGGCAAAAGACUUGAUGUUCUUCGGGAAACAGUUUAGCAAUCAACCAGGGGCCGGCCACGAAAUUCCGAGGUUGCUGGAAAAUAUGUUCCUCAACACCACCUUGAGUCUUAUGUCGCAAGCUGAAUUGAAUCCUACCGAGCCAAUCCAAGCCAAAAUAGAGACGGAAGUGUACCAGAACAUCUACACUUACUCAGUCGCCCCCUUAUGGAUAGCCUAUGGGGUUGCUGUGGGAAUCACUAUCUUGUCUGUCACCAUCGGUACUUGGGCUGUAGUGGUCACAGGCUCUUCAUACAGCAGCAAGUUCUCGACGAUUCUGCGCCUCGCCUUCAACAUUCGCCUGUCCGAGUACGUCGAGCUUCAGGACACUGGCGGCGAAGACCCGCUACCUGAUCGGCUGGAGAACACGAUUGUUGCAUUCCCCUCACGAAGUGCGAAAGGCGCGGAAGUUAGUGGCUCACUGUUGGACAAUAGUGAGGAGAGGUCAUCAGGGCCUUGA
Messenger RNA from Colletotrichum paranaense, 1695 nucleotides. RefSeq lists its product as uncharacterized. NCBI's taxonomy places the organism in Eukaryota, Fungi, Ascomycota, Sordariomycetes, Glomerellales, Glomerellaceae. The record is from RefSeq and is a predicted model, not a curated record. The coding region runs from base 1 to 1695 and encodes 564 amino acids. The transcript is spliced from 4 exons.